AACCCGCCCGCCUUCUGGAGGGCAGGAGAAACAAGAUGGCAGAUCAACAAGACAAAACGGACUUGUCUUAGUUAACCAACUUUCCCCACUGUUGAUUUUUCUACACAUUUCAAAUAUACAAUUAGCUAGCCAAAGCAAUCUAGAGCAAACGCCUCUUAUGGUUGAUAUAUCAGCUACUUUAGCGAGAUUUCACAGGUUAGCUGAUUGCGAACUGCCGUUAGACUGCUAGCUAAGCUAAGCUAAGCUAGCUUGUUUCUGUCUGGUCGGAAGCGGGGGUGAGACUGCUAGCUAAGCUAGGCUAGGCUAGCUUGUUUCUGUCUGGUCGGAAGCGGGGGUGAGACUGCCAUCAUGCAGGACCUGAUAGCCACCGUGGACCACAUCAAGUUUGAUCUAGAGAUAGCUGUGGAGCAGCAGCUGGGGGCUCAGCCUCUCCCUUUCCCCGGGAUGGACAAGUCCGGGGCUGCUGUGUGUGAGUUCUUCAUGAGAGCGGCCUGUCUCAAAGGUGGGAUGUGUCCUUUCCGUCACAUCAGUGGGGAGAAGACAGUGGUGUGUAAACACUGGCUCAGAGGACUCUGUAAGAAGGGAGAUCAGUGUGAGUUUCUACACGAGUACGACAUGACCAAGAUGCCCGAGUGUUACUUCUACUCCAAGUUCGGAGAGUGCAGUAACAAGGAGUGUCCGUUCCUCCACAUCGACCCAGAGUCUAAGAUCAAAGACUGCCCCUGGUAUGACAGAGGCUUCUGCAAACAUGGUCCAGACUGCAGACACCGCCACACCAGAAGAGUGAUCUGUAUGAACUACUUGGUCGGGUUCUGUCCAGAGGGCCGGUCCUGUAAAUUCAUGCACCCGCGGUUUGAACUGCCAAUGGGAGCCACCGAACAGCCUCCUCUACCAGCACAGAUACUGGGACACCAGAAGCCGUUGCCUUCGCUCGGCCGCUCGUCCCUGUCACUCAUCCAGCUGACCAAUCCCGGUGGAGGGGCGGGCCCUCACCAGCAUCAACACCAUCAACGCCAGCCGUACUCCUCCGGUCCCAGCAUGCAUCAGCACCACAACAACAUGGGAGGAGGGAACAGGGGGCCGCGCCCACUAGACCAGGUCACCUGCUACAAGUGUGGUGAGAAGGGCCACUACGCCAACAAAUGCACCAAAGGACACCUGGCCUUCCUCAGCGGACAGUAACGUUCUCACAGCCCCGUGGUUCCCGUGGUUGGACUCAUUUCAGCUGGAAGACAACGAGAGCAGAGCCACAAACAAAAAAAACACAACAACAACAACAACCCUUCUGUAGUUUGAGAUGAUGUUAAGUCCUCAGGAACCCUCCGUCUCUAGAUCCGUCAGACUGGAGGACGAGAGAGAGAGAGAGAGAGAUGAAGCGUCUACGGUCUCCCAGGAAACGAGCUGAUUGUUUCCGACUGCGUCCUCUCUGUGUGUUUGUACUGCUGCUGUUUCUGAUGUCCGCUUUGAUCGAAUCUUUCGGUUGGUCCUAAACCCCCCCCUCCUUUUUAACCUCUCAGACACUUUUUGUGACCCAGCUGGGAUUGGUAAUUCUGUCCGGUUGCUUAAAGGGGUGGGUGGGGUGGGGGGGGGAAGAGGAAGUGGUGUAACCUAGCCAACCAAGCUUGGAUGUUGGUAAUCCAGGGAAUCAAACGUUGCCGAAACGCUUCGACCCAGGUUUUUUGAUCCCAAAAAAAAUAUCGAAUCUCAAGACUUUUUUUUUUUUUGUACGUGAGUGAAGAGACUAGUUAGUUAUAGAUUCUAACCCAAGAUCUGGUUCUGUCGUUCAUCCUGAAUACUCCCGUUUUACCGGCUUCGGAGUCAACCUUCAAUGACUUGAAAUGGAACUGUUGAGCUGUGAUGUCGCUGUGUUGGAUCCUCUCACCGCUUUUUUUUCCUCCCCCAGAGGAGGAGGAGGUGUUGGGGAGAUUUGGUGUGUCAUAUCUCUGUGUUGCCUUUUUGUAGAUUAUACACAAUUUCAGUGUGUUCUAGUCUGUAAAAAUACAAUAAACCUGUUCCUCCUGG
Salmo salar (Atlantic salmon) is the source of this 2022-nucleotide messenger RNA. The record is from RefSeq and is a predicted model, not a curated record. Lineage: Eukaryota; Metazoa; Chordata; Actinopteri; Salmoniformes; Salmonidae.